AAUCAAUCACAAACACAAAGCCGCCUUCCUUACACAGUUUCUUCCUUACAGACACUGUGAGAAAGAAAGGCAGAAAAACGGAACUAAACCCAAACUUGGCUUUUUUUUCAGACAAACAGACAUAAAGGCGAUCACUUUAAAAAAAAGAGUGAAACUUCAUCCUUGGGAAUAUCAAGCUUCAGUUAGGGUUUCUCAAAAAACUUAGCUUCUUUUUUUCAGAAGAAAACGACGGCGUAGCUUCGCCGAAGUAACAAAAUGUUGGAAUACGAAUGGGGAAAUCCGACGGCUAUGAUUUUAACCGGCGAAGAAGCGGAUCAAGAACCCGACCCGACCCGUCAGAUUCUCGAACACUACGGUGCUAACACUGCGACCCAUCAUCAUCAUCAAGCUGGUUUCAAUGAAACCCUUUUUCCUCAUCAACAAAGUGCUGCUUUUGUUCCUUUCCAAGCUCAAACUCAACAUGGUUACUUACACUCCAUGUACGACCCACGCGCUUACACCGGCGCGUCUGCUUACACUACUCCCCACCCUUCGUCGUUGUUGUCUCUCGAUCCUGUUUCCGGUACCGGAGGGAAUGGAGGAGGGGGUUACUUUUUAGUUCCUAAGACUGAAGAAGUUUCUAGACCGGUUGAUUUCACGGCAAGGAUCGGUUUAAACUUGGGUGGCCGGACGUAUUUUUCUUCAGCUGAGGAUGAUUUCGUGAACCGGCUUUACCGGAGAUCGAGACCCGGUGAACCCGGUUCGACUAACUCCCCUAGAUGCCAAGCUGAAGGUUGUAAUGCUGAUCUUACGCACGCUAAACACUACCAUCGCCGUCAUAAAGUCUGUGAGUUCCAUUCAAAGGCCUCCACCGUCAUUGCCGCCGGUUUAACCCAACGGUUCUGCCAGCAAUGCAGCAGAUUCCAUCUUCUCUCGGAAUUCGACAACGGAAAACGUAGCUGCCGGAAAAGAUUAGCCGAUCACAAUCGUCGGCGGCGAAAAUCACAACAUCAACAACAACAACCCAGUAAUCAAGAAAACCAGUUGAAACACUCCACGCUUGAAAAUGGCCGCAAUUCUACCACUGAUAAUAACCAUCCAAGGUCACCACCGCGACCACCGCCGCCACAGUCGGAUUCUAGGGUUCAUUCUUCUUCGACAGUAACCGUCGCGGUUUCACCUCCACGAAUGUCAUUGGAUUAUUUCAGGCAAAGACCUUACAAUGCAACGGCGUCUUCAUCAUCAUCAUCAUCACCGAGCACCUUUUUUUUCUCAAGUGGGUGAUUACUAAUUCAGUACUAAAUAAUAAUAAGUGAGAUGCCAUUGCCAUUGAACUUACAUAUGAAGAUAUUAUUAGCUUUUGCAAUAACAAGUUGAAUUUUUUUUUUCUCAGUUGGGGUUUGAUUAUAUUAAUAUAAUCGGAUUUGGACUUAAUUGAACAUAUGAUACAUAUUAUGUAACUGAAAUUGCAAUUUCCAGUUAAUUCUCUCUGCAUGGUAUAUAUAA
This is a messenger RNA of Gossypium arboreum, 1485 nucleotides long. Its product is annotated as squamosa promoter-binding-like protein 8. NCBI's taxonomy places the organism in Eukaryota, Viridiplantae, Streptophyta, Magnoliopsida, Malvales, Malvaceae. The record is from RefSeq and is a predicted model, not a curated record. The coding region runs from base 256 to 1263 and encodes 335 amino acids. Gene Ontology annotation, molecular function: DNA binding. The transcript has 3 exons. Gene Ontology annotation, cellular component: nucleus.